Messenger RNA from Gossypium raimondii (Peruvian cotton), 348 nucleotides. Its product is annotated as gibberellin-regulated protein 12-like. The transcript is spliced from 3 exons. The coding region runs from base 1 to 291 and encodes 96 amino acids. The record is from RefSeq and is a predicted model, not a curated record. NCBI's taxonomy places the organism in Eukaryota, Viridiplantae, Streptophyta, Magnoliopsida, Malvales, Malvaceae.
AUGGCUACGUUUUCUUGCCUUCCCUUUGCCUUCUUUCUCAUCCUUAUUCUUUUCACUUUUUCCAUUCAAACAGCAAAUGGUGGCAAGGAAGGAUCACUUCGCCUCCAAGAUUGUCCCAAAGCAUGCGAGUAUAGGUGUUCGAAAACACAUCAUAGGAAGCCAUGCGUGUUCUUCUGCAAUUACUGCUGCCAGAGGUGUUUGUGUGUUCCUUCGGGAUUUUAUGGGAAUAGGGAGGAAUGCCCAUGCUACAACAACAUCAAAACUAAGGAAGGCAAAAACAAAUGUCCUUGAUUUUGUUUUAUCAAAGAUGUUUGAAUAAAUUAGAUGGCGAAUUAACUUGGAGAUCUU